This is a messenger RNA of Sarcophilus harrisii (Tasmanian devil), 1161 nucleotides long. RefSeq names its product serine protease 55. Gene Ontology annotation, biological process: proteolysis. The record is from RefSeq and is a predicted model, not a curated record. Gene Ontology annotation, molecular function: serine-type endopeptidase activity. The transcript is spliced from 5 exons. NCBI's taxonomy places the organism in Eukaryota, Metazoa, Chordata, Mammalia, Dasyuromorphia, Dasyuridae. The coding region runs from base 127 to 1056 and encodes 309 amino acids.
GUAAACACGGAUCUCUCAAAUUUAUGAAAUACCUGUCAGGCUGUUACUUUUCACUUUCUGGAACCCAUAACUCUAUUAGAGUGUGCUAAAUGUGUAAGGAAAUAAGACAACUGUGAAACAACAAUAAUGUUGCUGCUUUUAAUGAUUUUUCACCUUCCACUAUUGGAAAAUACCUUAGGAAAAAAUAAUCCUGAAGCUUCCUGUGGUCACAUCAUUCCUGCCUCAAAAAAUGAAGCUUCCCUCAUCCUAGGGGGAGUUGACACUUCUACUUCUGAAGUUCCAUGGCAAGUGCGCAUCUAUUUCAAUAACACACAUUUAUGCGGAGGAUCAAUACUAGAUAGGUGGUGGAUUCUAACUGCUUCCCACUGCUUCAUAGAUGACAACACAGACCAUUUGGAAGUAAUCAUGGAAUUGGGGGAAUUUGACAGGAAGACAGUGGAGAAGAGAAAUGUGAAAAAGCUCAUUCUUCACCCCAACUUCAACCAGCUAUUUAUGAAUCAUGACAUUGCUUUGAUGUUGCUCAAUUCUCCUAUACGAUUUAGCCGACAGAAAACACCCAUUUGCAUAAGGAAAAACAUAGACAAUUUGAAAGAAUGUUGGGUAUCUGGAUGGGGACUCACAACACCCAUGAAGCAAAUGAGUACUGUCCUUCAAAGAGUCAAGCUUGAGCUCUUAGACUGGAACGAGUGCCAAGCAAAAGUUUACUUACUCACUGAAAACAUGCUGUGUGCCUGGGAUGCAGAAGGAAAAAAAGAUACCUGCCAGGGUGACAGUGGGGGACCUUUGGUUUGCAACCAUAAGAAUAACCAGAAAAAAUGGUACCAAGUGGGCAUUGUCAGCUGGGGAGAAGGUUGUGGUCGAAAAGGGAAACCUGGUAUAUAUACAGAUGUCUCCAAUUACUUGCUUUGGAUUAUGCUAAAGACCCAAGAGGCAGGCUAUCCAUACAUCUGGUCAUCAUCUGAAUAUUUUUUUGCUCCCCCACAAUGUUUAAUUUUGUCAUUGUGUUUUUCAUCUCUUUUCCUGCAAAAGACCUUUUUUCUCUUUACAAUUAUAUAAUUCGGUGCCUCUAAAUCAAGUGUCCUGAUUGGAGGGUAUCUAAAAUCAUGGAGAUCUUAAGAAAUCACUGGAAUUAUAAAUAAAUUAGAGGAACAUAGGAUAGUU